UAAUAAUAAUAAUAUCAAGUUGCAAUAUAAAUUACAACAAGCAUACAUAAUAUUACAACAAUUAUAAAAUUUCAAGUGUUUGAUAUAUUUUUCGUUACAACAAAUAGAUUUAUUUAGAAAAUAAAAAUGAAUAGAAUAGUUAGAAGUUUGAGAAGCAAAGAGACUCGUGAUUAUAUCAUGAGCACACAUUUUUGGGGACCAGUUGCUAAUUGGGGUAUUCCAAUAGCAGCAAUUGCUGAUAUUCGUCGUGAUCCAAAUUUUAUCAGUGGAAAAAUGACAAUUGCACUUUGUCUUUAUUCAGCAAUGUUUAUGCGUUUUGCUAUAAAAGUUGAGCCAAGAAAUCUUUUGCUUUUUGCAUGUCAUUUAACAAAUGAAGGAGCACAAUUGACCCAGGGCUAUCGUUUUAUAAAUCAUCAUUAUCUUGGUGGUAAAAAACAGGGUCAAGAUGAGACUGAUUAAUACAACUAUUCAACAAUUUCAAUAAUAUCAAAAGCUGAAUCUUGUUACAUGUACAAUUUAACUGAACAACUUUAAUAAUUACUUCAUAUAAAUUAAUUUUUCAAAAUAUUAUUAUUAUCAUUGUUAUGUAGAUAUUGUGAGUAAUUAAAUUCUCUACAAGAAAAAAAAAAAAAAAA
Molecule: messenger RNA, 635 nt
Organism: Aphidius gifuensis
Lineage: Eukaryota; Metazoa; Arthropoda; Insecta; Hymenoptera; Braconidae
Gene: Mpc1
Product: mitochondrial pyruvate carrier 1
Exons: 3
Coding region: 127-459 (110 amino acids)
Biological process (GO): pyruvate import into mitochondria
Cellular component (GO): mitochondrial inner membrane
Source: RefSeq, a predicted model, not a curated record